AUGUGCACCUUUCGUUCCUUCGCAGACCGUCUCCCUCACACCUCACACGGCGCCAUGACGAAGAAGGAGAACUCCCCACGACUCUACGUGCGGGCUGUGGUGCUGGGCCACAAGAGAGGCAAGUCGAACGUGCACGAGCACACGUCGCUGCUGCAGAUCGAGAACGUGCAGAGCAAGGAGGAGAGCCAGUGGUACCUGGGCAAGCGCAUCGUCUACAUCUACAAGGCCAAGACGCUCAAGAACGGCAGCCUCUACCGCUCCAUGUGGGGCCGCGUCACGCGCCCGCACGGCAACACCGGGGUGGUCCGCGCCAAGUUCAAGAAGAACCUGCCCUGCACCGCCACGGGCCGCAGGGUGCGUGUGUUCCUCUACCCCAGCAACAUCUAA
Molecule: messenger RNA, 387 nt
Organism: Closterium sp. NIES-65
Lineage: Eukaryota; Viridiplantae; Streptophyta; Zygnematophyceae; Desmidiales; Closteriaceae
Source: the annotation of a GenBank genome assembly